Phaedon cochleariae (mustard beetle) is the source of this 790-nucleotide messenger RNA. The record is from the annotation of a GenBank genome assembly. NCBI's taxonomy places the organism in Eukaryota, Metazoa, Arthropoda, Insecta, Coleoptera, Chrysomelidae.
GCUCAACAAACAACCUUGUUGACUUGCAGACCACUAGACAGCUGUCCUGCUGUCACAAGUUUGAGUAUUUUUGUGAAAAUAUUUUGGGAUUUUUGGGAUUGCUGAUAAUUUUAUUUUUUAAUUAUUAUCAAUUAUAGUAGACAUGUCUUACGCCUAUUUAUUCAAGUAUAUUAUCAUAGGGGAUACAGGUGUGGGUAAAUCAUGUUUGUUGCUUCAAUUCACUGACAAAAGAUUCCAGCCUGUUCAUGACUUGACAAUAGGUGUAGAAUUUGGUGCUAGAAUGAUAACCAUUGAUAGUAAGCAAAUCAAGCUCCAGAUCUGGGACACAGCUGGCCAAGAAGCCUUCAGGUCUAUCACUCGCUCAUAUUACAGGGGUGCUGCUGGGGCCCUGUUAGUAUAUGACAUUACCAGAAGGGAGACUUUCAACCAUCUGACUACAUGGUUGGAUGAUGCCAGGCAACAUUCCAAUUCAAAUAUGGUCAUCAUGCUGAUUGGGAAUAAAAGUGAUCUAGAAAGUAGGAGAGAAGUGAAGAAAGAAGAAGGAGAAGCUUUUGCCAGGGAACAUGGUUUGGUAUUUAUGGAAACUUCUGCAAAAACUGCUGCCAAUGUGGAAGAAGCUUUCAUAAACACUGCUAAGGAAAUCUAUGAAAAAAUACAGGAAGGUGUAUUUGACAUAAACAAUGAGGCAAAUGGCAUCAAGAUUGGGCCACAACAUUCUCCGACUAACCCCUCUCUGCCUGGAGCUGGAGGAGCAGGUGGAUCUCAAGGUUCAGGAUGCUGUUAAAUGCUU